Messenger RNA from Lathyrus sativus (Indian pea), 336 nucleotides. The record is from the annotation of a GenBank genome assembly. Lineage: Eukaryota; Viridiplantae; Streptophyta; Magnoliopsida; Fabales; Fabaceae.
AUGGGUGCCGCGCAAGUGCAAAACGGCGUCGCCGCUUCUUCCUCCUCCGCUUUGAACCAAGGAACAGCGACUGCAGCAACAACAACAACAGUAACACACGGCGUCGCCGCUUCUUCCUCCGCUUUGAAUCAAGCAACAGCUACUGCAACAACAACACCAACAGCAGCAACGGCGUGUGAAGUGUCAAAUCCGCCGAAGAAGAAGAAAAUUUGUUGUGCUUGUCCUGACACGAAGAGGAUUCGAGAUGAGUGCAUAGUAGAGCACGGAGAAGACGCUUGUGCCAAGUGGAUCGAAGCUCAUCGACUCUGUCUCCGCUCCGAGGGAUUCAAUGUUUGA